UCCGGCGUGCUGACGUCCCGGCGCGCCGCCGCCGCCGCCAUGAAGGAGGCGCUGGAGCUGCUGUGCCGCCUCCCGGCGCACCCCGACUCCCGGUGCUGGUUCCUGGCCUGGAGCCCCGGCGGCGGGCUGCUGGCUUCCUGCGGCGGGGACCGCCUCAUCCGCCUCUGGGCGAGGGAAGGGCCAGGCUGGUCGUGCCGGGCGGUGCUGGGCGAGGGGCACCAGCGCACGGUGCGCAGGGUCGCCUGGUCCCCCUGCGGCUCCUACCUGGCCUCCGCCAGCUUUGACGCCACCACCUGCAUCUGGAAGAGGCAAGAGAAUGACUUUGAGUGUGUCACCACCCUGGAGGGGCACGAGAACGAGGUGAAGUCGGUGGCCUGGGCCCCCUCCGGCUCCCUGCUCGCCACCUGCAGCCGUGACAAGAGCGUCUGGGUCUGGGAAGUGGACGAGGAGGAGGAGUACGAGUGCGUCAGCGUCCUCAACUCCCACACGCAGGACGUCAAGCAUGUGGUCUGGCACCCCAACCAGGAGCUCUUGGCCUCGGCCAGCUACGACGACACGGUGAAGCUGUACCACGAAGAGGAGGACGACUGGGUGUGCUGCGCCACGCUGGAGGGCCACGAGUCCACGGUGUGGAGCGUUGCCUUCGACCGCAGCGGCGAACGCUUGGCUUCCUGCAGCGAUGACAAGACGGUGCGCAUCUGGCAGCAGUACAAACCGGGUAACGAGGAAGGCGUGGCCUGCAGUGGCACCGACCCCACCUGGAAAUGCGUCUGCAACCUCUCCGGCUACCACACGAGGACCAUCUACGACGUGGCGUGGUGCCACCUCACCGGGGCGCUGGCGACGGCCUGCGGCGACGACGCCAUCCGCGUCUUUGAGGAGAGCGCGUCCUCCGACCCGCGGCAGCCCACCUUCAGCCUCGCCGCCCACGUUCCCCGGGCACACUCGCAGGACGUCAACUGCGUGGCCUGGAACCCGAAGGAGCCGGGUUUGCUGGCCUCGUGCAGCGACGACGGUGAGAUCGCCUUCUGGAAGUACCACCGCCCCGAAGUCAGCUGAGAGGUUGAAUGCCCUUGUGCGUUCCCCCCUCCCCAGCGGCAGGACAGGACACAGGGAAGAUGGUGACCGACCUCCUCUGCCCGCCGAGGUGUACUUUUGCAUCCCCGGGACCACGGAGGGGUCCCACUGGCCUCCCCAGCAGUGUGCACGGGAGCACGGCCCCUCUGCGGGGACUCGGCUGGCUCUGGGAGGUGGGGCAGGACUUGCUCCCCCCUCUUUCUGCCCCACACUCAAUAAAUCUGUCCUUUCCCA
Messenger RNA from Phalacrocorax carbo (great cormorant), 1311 nucleotides. The record is from RefSeq and is a predicted model, not a curated record. Lineage: Eukaryota; Metazoa; Chordata; Aves; Suliformes; Phalacrocoracidae.